AUGGAAAUUAUGCAACGAAUUUUGAUUUUCGCGCAAUUUUGCGUCGCCGCCGCGACGAGUUUUGAGGCGGUCGCCACGGAAAUCGCACCUCCAAAACUACUUAAACAGUCUGAAGAGGUUGUCUGGUUUCAUUUAGAGAAGCCUGAAGAUGAUAGGCACAAGCUUACGUUGAUAUGCGAGGGCGACGAGAACACUGACAGAUAUCAAUGGACGAAAAACGGGAAGCCGCUUGCAAUUGAUGAUCACUCCGGCAUCUCCUGGGCCGACGCGAGCAAAACUGGAACGAUUAUAAUCCAAGAACCGCAUUUUAAGCAUGAGGGAUUUUAUCAAUGCAUGGCUUCCAACAUUUUUGGAACAGCGCUCUCAAAUAAAAUUCAUCUACGAUUAGGAGAAUUGAAUCAUUUCCCAAAACGCCCGAUUCGUGUAAUCAAGGCGCGCGAGGGUGAACCGCUCACCAUUGACUGCCAUCCGCCAAGUGGCACGCCAAAACCAAGAAUUAUAUGGCUUUAUAGGGAUGCGGAGGAAGUGUCGGUGAUUGAAACAAUUCGUUCUCGUCACAUCACCGUUGACGUCAACGGAAACCUCCAUUUUAGUUCUGUGGAGCUUUCCGAUGGAAAACCAAAUAUCCUUUAUGAAUGCGCUGCCACGUCGCCGGUCCUUCAUGGCGAAUACAGGUCGGGAGACAAGAUUCGGCUCGAAGUUGAGCCUUCAAAAGACAAAUCGUCGCCUGUUCGAAAACUGUUUGUGAGCCCAUCGGAGGUUACUGUGAGAGCUGGAGAACAGUUGAAGCUUCAAUGCAUUUUUGGCGGAAGACCACUACCCACCGUUUUCUGGUCGAAGGUUGACGAUGAGAUUCCCGCGGAUCGAGUGCACGAUUUGUCGGCAGCUGAAAGCGAUUUCGGAAGAAGCCUCAUCAUUGAUAACAUCCAUCCGAACGAUGCCGGCAGCUAUGAGUGCCGAAGUCGGCACCUCGUGCACACUGUCAACGUGAAAGUGAUGGCCGCGCCGUUUUGGGAGUUCGAACCGCCCAAAGAUCUGGUGAUGGCCGAGGAGAGCACCGGCGAGAUUGAAUGCCUCGCCGGCGGCCAGCCGAUUCCGAUCAUCACGUGGAGUAUGAACGGCAAACUGUUGCACGAGCUCGCCGAGGACUCGCGACGAGUGCUCCUCGAUCACGGCCGAAUUCUGCGCGUCCGAAAUCUCAAUCACGACAUUGACACCGGCGUUUAUCAAUGCAACGCGAGCAAUCCGCUCGGCUACGUGUUCGCCAACGCGUUCGUCCAAGUGCGCGCUCACGCGCCCGUCUUCCGAAUGCAGGCGGCGAGGAGCUGGAAGGUCGUCCUCCACUCGACGGUGGUGUUGGAUUGCGACGUCGACGCCGCGCCAGAAGCCCUCGUACGCUGGGUGGACGCCGAUGAUAGGCCGCUUCAAGUGGUCGACGGCAAGAAUAAGGCCAUUUGUAUGGGAAGUGCUCACUUCUGCAAGAAACCGCCACAAAGAAUCCACUUGAAUUGUCAUUGGGCGCCUUCAAAAAGUCGACUUCAAGCGUUUGGCCUUUUCGAUUCAAAAAUUGGCGAUCCAUAG
Caenorhabditis bovis is the source of this 1581-nucleotide messenger RNA. The record is from the annotation of a GenBank genome assembly. NCBI's taxonomy places the organism in Eukaryota, Metazoa, Nematoda, Chromadorea, Rhabditida, Rhabditidae.